This is a messenger RNA of Scomber japonicus (chub mackerel), 991 nucleotides long. RefSeq names its product heme oxygenase 2-like. Gene Ontology annotation, biological process: response to oxidative stress; heme oxidation; heme catabolic process. The transcript has 6 exons. Gene Ontology annotation, molecular function: heme binding; heme oxygenase (decyclizing) activity. NCBI's taxonomy places the organism in Eukaryota, Metazoa, Chordata, Actinopteri, Scombriformes, Scombridae. Bases 1 to 963 code for a protein of 320 amino acids. The record is from RefSeq and is a predicted model, not a curated record.
AUGGAAACCAAGGUGACAUCAGAACCAAAAUCCAAUGGUGUGAAGAACGGAGGGGCAAGGAUUGUUGUGGAUAAUGAUGAUGAAGUUCUCAGUCCGACUGACCUGUCAGAGAUGUUAGCAGAGGGGACCAAGGAGUCCCAUGACAGAGCAGAGAACUGCCAGUUUGUCAAAGACUUCCUGAGAGGCCGCAUCAAAAGGGAGCUGUUUAAGAGAGGUACUGCAGCUCUAUACUUCGUCUACUCGGCCAUGGAAGAGGAGAUUGAGAAGAACAAAGACCAUCCUCAGAUCGCUCCAAUCUAUUUCCCUGCAGAGCUGCACAGGUGCGAGGCCCUUGGUCGGGACCUCGAGUACUUCUAUGGAGAGGACUGGCAGAACCAGAUCAGCCUCUCUGCAGGCACCAAGCCUUACGUGGACCGCAUCCAUAAGGUAGGUGAGCAGGAUCCAUUGUUGUUGGUGGCCCACUCCUACACACGCUACAUGGGAGACCUCUCAGGUGGACAGAUCCUCAAGAAAGUGGCCCAGAGGGCACUGAAGCUCCCCUCAACCGGCGAGGGUAUCAAUUUCUAUCAGUUCGAGGGUAUCCACAGUCAAAAAGGCUUCAAGCAGCUUUACAGAAGCAGGAUGAACGAGUUGGAAAUGGACACUGAGACCAAGGAGAGGAUUGUAGAAGAAUCCAACAAGGCGUUUGGCUUUAACAUGAUGGUAUUCACAGAACUUGAAGAGAUUGGGAGGACCAUCAAAGAGGAAGUCCAAGAUGCAGGUUUGGGACACAGUCAUGCUGAAAUUAUGGAGGGAGGAGAUAUUAACAAGUGCCCCUACUACGCAGCAAAAAUGGCCGCCAGUGGAAAUACCACCUAUGCAUGCCAGUUAGCCAUGAUGCUUCUCCGCCAUCCACCCUGUCAGGUGGCUCUGGCCGCCUGGGUUGCUGUCUUCGCUGGGUUCACUGCCUGGUACCUUCUGUGAACUUUGAGACACUUGUCUGCUGAUCACC